This is a messenger RNA of Closterium sp. NIES-65, 10092 nucleotides long. Lineage: Eukaryota; Viridiplantae; Streptophyta; Zygnematophyceae; Desmidiales; Closteriaceae. The record is from the annotation of a GenBank genome assembly.
AUGUCGCAUAUUAAUGGCCACGGAGCCAAUGGGAAUGUGUUCACUCGAGGCUUUUCGACUCACAAUGACGCUGUUCCGUCGUAUUCAUAUCCCUUAGGCGCAGCGAAAGCUACGACUACUGGAUACCCUUUGAAUCAGAAUGAGUUCGCGGAGCCGAGUGAUAGGGGUUUUGAUGGAGGAAACGGCAUGGGAGGAGGAGGCGGUGGAGGUGGAGGAAGAGGUAGAGUUUUCGGUGGCGAUGAAGAGAAUAAGCAGCGGUUUGAGGCUCAGGGUCCGAGAGAAUCAAGUCAUUGCGUGGACGAAGGAGCAGCGGCCACGUGGAUUUAUCCUUCCAAUCGCGAGCUUCGCCAGUACCAGUACGAAAUCGCGGAGGCAGCUCUCUUCGCCAACACCCUGGUCUGCCUUCCAACAGGCGUGGGGAAAACCCUCAUCGCCGCCGUUGUCAUGGCCAAUUACUACCGCUGGUUCCCGCACGGUCAGACAGAUGGCGCGGGAGCAGCGGGCGCAGCACUGGAGGGAGUAAAGGUGCUCAUUUCCGUUUUUUUCCUAGGAGCAUACUCAUUCACUGCCCCCUCCACCACCCCCCAGGAGCACACGAUGCACAUGACGGGGCAGAUGGCGCGGGAGCAGAGGGCACAACAUUGGAGGGAGCGGCGCGUGUUCUUUGUCACAGGGCAGGUGCUGCUGCAGGACAUGGUGCAGUGGGGUGCCUGUCCGCGUGAGGCCAUAGUGUGUCUGGUUGUGGACGAGGCCCACCGUGCUACGGGCAACUAUGCUUAUGCACGCGUCGUGGAGGAGCUCCACAAAGCUGGUGUUGCGUUUCGAGUCCUUGCGUUGACUGCCACUCCUGGAUCCCAGCUGCCCAAGGUACAGGAGGUGGUGGACAAGCUGGGCAUAUCGCUCAUAGAGUACCGGGGAGAUGACGACCCGCAAGUCGCCCAGUACAUGCACAAGCGCACCGAGCAAGUGGUCAAGGUGCGCAUGCACACAGCAGUGGCAGAGGUGGAGAAGCUGCUGCUAGCGGAGCAGAGGAGGUGCCUGGAAGCCCUCAAUCGCCUGGGCCUUGUGUCCUCAGCUCUCGUGUCUUCCAGCAAGGCCCUUCCCUCCCAGAUGGUGUCCUCCCACCAGCCGCGCAUGAUCCAGGAGCAGCUCAAAGCCUUUCCGUUUGGCCCCUCUCCCCUGCCACCACGUCCUCCCCCCCAGAUGGUGUCGUCCCACCAGCUGCGCAUGAUCCAGGAGCAGCGUGAAAGGAGUUGUCUCAGUCAUCUCAAAUCCUGCUUCUUUCCCCUGACACUAUUUCUGUCCCCUGCCAUGGUAUCAUCUCACCAGCUGCGCAUGAUUCAGGAGCAGCGGGAGAUCAGCCGGCAGCAGGAGGCAGCAGCGCGGGGCUUUGGGGCGGCGCCGAUGGGUGGCAGGGAGGCGGCGGGGCAGAUGUGGUGGUCACGGGCAGAGGCCGUGGGGGCUGCGUUAGAGAGGCUCAUGUCGCAUGGCAUGCGCUCAGCACUGCACGUGAUUGAGAGGAGCAGGCCCCUGGCAGCAGUGGUGAGGGAACAGAACAUGCACAAGGCGUUGACGAUCAUGCGUCGCACUGUGGGAGGGGGCGAGGAGGGAAAGGUCAGCAAGGGAAGGCAGGGCGGUGCCAUGUCAUCAGCUUCCACGUCAGCUGCCAGGGUUGGGCCCUCGUCCGCUGCAGCGGCUGCCAUCUCCCCGAAGCUGGUGGAGUUGGAGAAGCUGCUGCUGCUGCACUUCAGGGAGGCACUGAGCAGCAGGGGGCUGCUGUUGCAUACUCACCUGGGCAUCUGCUCAUCUGGGCUGCCGCUGCAUACUCACCUGGGCAUCUGCUCAUCUGGGCUGCCGCUGCAUACUCACCUGGGCAUCUGCUCAUCUGGGCUGCCGCUGCAUACUCACCUGGGCAUCUGCUCAUCUGGGCUGCCGCUGCAUACUCACCUGGGCAUCUGCUCAUCUGGGCUGCCGCUGCAUACUCACCUGGGCAUCUGCUCAUCUGGGCUGCCGCUGCAUACUCACCUGGGCAUCUGCUCAUCUGGGCUGCCGCUGCAUACUCACCUGCAGCUCAGGGCAGAUGCCACCACACCACCAGGCCAAUUAUCCCUUUCUCCCCCCCCCUCGCUUCUUUUCCUCUCUCCCGUUCGUCCCUCCACCCAACACCCCCAGCCCAGCUGCGCAGCACAGGUGGCACGAGGGCCAUCAUCUUGUCCACCUUACGAGACAGUGUGCUGCCUCCUCAGUGAUCCCCUCCUGGCCCCUGCUUCGUCUCGCCCAUCUCAUCCCCAUUUCUCGCCCGUCUCAUCCCCCUCCACCCAUGGAGCCCAGCAGCGCAGCACAGCCCAGCAGCGUGGUACAGGUGACACGAGGGCCAUCAUCUUCUCCACCUUUCGGGACAGUGUGCAGGAGAUUGUGGAGUGCCUAUCACAGCACGAGCCGCUGCUGCGAGUGAAGCAGUUCAUCGGGCAGAGCCCAGGUAUGGCAGGCAGGGCCCAGGGGUCUGCGCGCGCCAAGGGACUUCCACGGAUAGGAGCAAGGGGAGGGGGAAGGGGAGGGCGUGGGGGAGGGCGCGGGGAAAGGGGAGAGGGAGGGCGAGAGGGAGGGAGGAUGGGAGGAAAGGGGAGUGAGCGAGGGACUGGAGGAGGAGCAGCUUUGGAUGGUUCGAACGGAAGUCUGGGGAAAAUGAGGGGAGGGAGAGGCAAUGCUGAUGGUUGUGUGGUGAAGGGCGUGUGCGGGGAGGAGGAUGGGGAGGAGGGAUGGGACGCUGAGGGAGAGGUUUUAGGAGAGGGGAGUGGGCAAGAGGAACAAGAGAGGGCGGAAGUGGAAGGGGACGAGGGGGAGGAAGAAGCAGGGGAGGAGGAGGAAGGGGGUGAUAUGGAAGUGAGGAAGCGGCUGAUGGGUCAGUCACAGAAGCAGCAGCAGGCGGUGCUGGAUGGCUUCAAAGCAGGAACGUACAAUGUGCUUGUCUCCACAACCAUUGGAGAGGAGGGGCUGGAUAUAUCCCAGGUGGAUCUGGUGGUCUGCUUCGAUGCAGUCUCUGUGUUGCGCAUGACUCAGCGCAUGGGGCGCACUGGUCGCAGCAGGGACGGCAAAGUGGAUAUCCUCCUCACCACCACUCCUCACUGCUCCCCACCACUCCUCGCAUUUCCUUCGCAUUUCCCUCCGUUUCUUGCACUGCACCCCUUGCCGCAAGCACAUGCCUGCAGUUCUGUGCGCUCCUCCUCAUCCCCAUCCGUUGCUACUUUACCUGUUCCGUUCCCCACUCUCCCAUGCCUACACCAGCUGCCUCAUCGCCUGCCAAAGCCCACCGUUGCCAUCCUGCCUCAUCGCCUGCCAAAGCCCACCGUUGCCAUCGUCAACAUCCAGCCGCCCGCCUUCAGCCCGCCUCGCUCCAAGCGACGCCGCCCCUCGUCGUCCCCAGCCUCGCUCGAUCCCUCCACCAAGAAAGCCCGGGGGAAGAGAAUGAGUGGAGUAAGAUCAGCAUCAGCAUCAGCUUGCCCCAUUCCAGUGACCCAGCUUCUGCAGGCUGAAUCAGAUGCUCUUUCCCGGUAUCCCUCCCUGCUGAAGCUUAUCCAGCCUGCUGCUAACCGGCUAGCUGGCAGUUCUGGUGGCGGGGAGGGGAUGAGGUGGAAGCCUUUUGGGACGUCUCAACAGCAGGCUGCUAACCGGCUUGGUGGCGGUUCUGGUGGCGGGGAGGAGGCGAGAUGGAAGCCUAGCCUUACGGGGUUCUUGUCGGCGCAGACGCAGCGAAUGAGGACGUGCCAGGUGGCGCAUUCCGAUAGGUCGGAGCGGAUGUUGGUGGGGGCACUGAGGAUACUGCAGGGGAUGGGAAACGAUGUGGGUUUGGGAAGGGAUGGGGGGGCGGGAGGGGACGAGGGAACAGGAGCGGGAAUGGGUGCAGGGAUGGGAGGUAGCCUGGGGACAGGAGUGCAGGUGGGGGAUGAUGGUUGGAAUUCGUUGAAAGGAGUGAAUGUGGGAGCAAGGGGAUUUCAGGUGAGGGCAGACUGCAAAUUGGGUGGAGCACCGUCGUUGCCCAUGAGAGGAGGGCUUGAGUUGAAGCAGCAGGGCAGCGGAAGGAGGGGUGGUGUUGGAGCGAGCGUUGGAGAGGGUAGAGGCAGUGAGAAAGAGACGAGGGAGCACAAGGGAGGAGGGCAGGAGGGUGGUGAGCAGGAGAAUAGUGCUGGGGAGAGUUGUGCGUUGGACCGGGACAGUGGGGAUGGUGGGGAUGGUGGGCAUUGUGUGGUUGGUAGGGGUGGUGGGCAUUGUGAUGAGGUGGAGGGUGGUGAGAGGGAGGAGGAUGGGUACGUGGGGUUGGAGGAGUAUGAAGAGCCAACGAUCUGGAGGUACGUUGAGGGGGAGGAGGAGGGUGGUGAAGGCUUGGAACUCCAGGAUCGGGCGGGGCGAGUGGAUGGGAGGGCCGGGAAUGCCCAUGUUAUGGGUAUGUGGAGGGAUAGCAAUGCACGGAUGGUUUUUAAGGCGCCUCAAAAAAUGAAUGGGAGGGCCGGGAAUGCCCAUGUUAUGGGUAUGAGGAGGGAAAACGAUGCACGGAUGGAUACGGUUGUGCAGAAGGAUAGGUGCAGGGGGUUUGAUGUGGGCAGUGGCAUGGAAUGCUUGAGAGGAAUGGGAGUGGAGGGAGGUGUGAGGGGGGCUGAAUCCGGACCGUUGGGGCAAAAGGGUGUGUCUGCAGGUGGUGGUGCGGUUGGUUUGGAGGCAACUUGGAGACGAAUGGGAGUGGAGGGAGGUGUUGGGGCGGCUGAAUCUGGACCGUUCAAGGAGAAGGGUUUGCACGCAGCGGGUGGUGAUGGUGGCGGUGGUGGCGGCGGGGGUGGUGGUGCUGAUGCUGGUGCUGGUGGUUGUGGCGGUGCUGCUGGUGCUGCUGGUGGUGCUGCUGGUGGUGCUGCUGGUGGUGCUGCUGCUGGUGGUGCUGCUGGUGGUGCUGCUGCUGGUGGUGCUGCCGGUGGUGGUGCUGCCGGUGGUGCUGCUUGCGGUGGUGGGGAUGCAUUCGAUCCCAUUCUUCUGUCGGACGAGGUGAGUGAUGGCGCUGCAAGCCGGACGAGUGGCAGCGUGAGAGGAGCUUCCACAACAACAGAAGCCGCAGCGGCAGAAGCAGCAGCAGCAGCAGAAGUAUCAGUAUCAUCAGCAGCAGCAGCAGCAGCAGCAGCAGCAGCAGCAGCAGCAGCAGCAGCAGCAGCAGCAGCAGCAGCAGCAGCAGCAGCAGCAGCAGCAGCAGCAGCAGCAGCAGCAGCAGCAGGAGCUGAAGCAGCUGAUUUGUGCAUUGCAGAACAAGGCAGAGCACAUGGUUCAGGGGUGAAGAGGAGGGGGAAUGCGGUUCACGAGCCUUAUGGUGAGGUGCGGGGGCCAGGCUCAAAGAGCGGGGAGGAGGGCGUGUGUGCAGCAGAGCAGAAUGACACGAAAGCAGCUGGAGGAAGGAAGCCCUGCGAUUUUAGCUGGGACUGGCAGGGGGGCAGUGCAGUGGGGAGAGCAGAGAGCAGCAGCAGGCUUGCGUGGGCUCCACAGCCACAGAAGCAAUCGGCGGCUAACGAGAGCGAUUGUGAUGGCAAUGGUGACAGUGAGGGAGAUGGAGAGGGAGAGGGAGAGCAGGGGAGAAGCGGGAAUGUGGGAGGUGGAAGGAGGAGGCAGAGGAGAAGGCAGAUGGUGGUGAUGACACAGGAGGGUGAGGAGGAUGAGGGAAGUGGCGCUGGUCGUGGUGGUGGUGAUGGUGAUGGUGGUGCUGGUGGUUGUGAUGACUGGGAUUCGCACAGAGAAAGCAUGGCUGGGCCUGAUCCAUUGAGAGGAGAGAAAGGUGUGAUGGAAACGAAGGGCGCACAAGAGGAGACGCUCAGCUCGCCUCAGCAGCGCUCAAGAACCCUCAAGAGGCUACGGAGAGGGCCGCAGGCAGGCGGCAGUGAUGGCUGCACGGGAAGUGGAGGCGGCAGGGGUGGCGGCAACAGGGGCAGUGAUGGUGGGGGUAGGGGCGGUAGCGAAGCAAGUGGCACGGAGAGGAGUGGCGGUGGUGGGGAGGACAUCCGAGGGGCCAAGGGAGGAAGGCGCAGGAGUGCUGUGGGUGCGAGCAGCAGCAGUACUAUUGGUGGAAGGGGCGGGAGAGGGAGAAGCAAGGCGAUGGCUCGAAGGGUGCUGGACUUCAUUGAUGAAGAGGCUGAGGAGUCGGACCGUGAUGCCACACAGGAAGGCCAAGAGGAUGCUGACGUGGCAUGGGUGGAUGAUGACAUGGCGGAUUUCAUCGUCAGCAGGGUGGAGGGAGAGGGGAGCGGGGAUUUAGGAGAGGAAGAGGAGGAGGAGGAGGAUGAGGGGGAGGAGGAGGGAGAGGAAGAUGAGAGGGAAGAGAGUGGGGAGGAAGAUGAUGAAAUCGAGGAAGUGGAGGAUGACGACGAGGAGGAGAGAGAGGGAGAAGGGGAGGGCAGUGCGGGGAGGCGUGGAGGGCCUAUGGUGACGGAGAGGAGCAUGCAGCACAUUUACCGUGCCUCUCCCCACCCCACUCCCAGCCCUCCAUCCCCCCGCCGCUCUCUCCUGCCGCAAUUUGCCUCAUCCCCUCUUGGACUUGCCGCCCGCAACGCCAAUAAGAUGCGAGUCCUGCCGCCCAGAAGAGGUUCUGUGCCGCCCAGCACACACUCGAUGCCGCCCUGUGCGGAUGGUUCUGUGGCCCGUAAUAAUUCACUGCCGCCCAUUGCGCCGUCCAGUUCACACUCUAUGCAGCCCGGGUGGCAUGAAGCGGAUGCGAAGGAGGGAAUGGUGGGCGGCAGGGAGCUGGCAGAAGAGUGGAGCAGCCAUGGAGCUCAGGCCAAGGACGGCUGGCCUAAGGCGGGUUUUUGCAAUGAUUGUAUUGAAACUGUUGAUGAUUUCCAGUGCUUCGGUGUGGAUGAGGUGUUUGGGGGCAUUGAUCUUGAUGCUUUGGAGGCGGAAGCGUUGCAGAAGAGCCAGCAGAAGAAACAGCGGGCUUCAGCUUGUGAGGAGCCUGACAAUGAGGUGUUUGGGGGCAUUGAUCUUGAUGUGUUGGAGGAGGAAGCGUUGCAGCAGAGCCAGCGCAAGAAGCAGUGGGUGGCGGCGAGUGGCAGAGGGGGAGAGGAGGCGGAAACGAGGUCUACGACAGGGGGAAAUGCGGCGCCAGGGGGAAAUGGGGAAGAGGAGGUGGGACAAUGGAAGGAGAAAACUCUUAGUCUUGAAAAGACGGUAGCAGUGCUGCAAGCUAGGGUACAGGAGUUGGAGAGAGCAGUGGAGAAGGAGCGGAAGGAGCGCGCGGCGGAGCGGACAGGGCGGAUCCGCGCGGAGCAGCAGCUGCGCAGCCGCCUCCUCGUCCCAGCCGCCGCUGAGCCCGAGUCGCCUGUGCGCGCGCACGGCGCGCUCGCUGCCGAAUUGCCUGAGGAAGGCGGCGCGCACGGCGAUGCACGCGACGGCGGGCAUAGCGAUGGGCAUGGCGACGGCAAUAGCGUUUCAGAGAGUGACGCUAGAGACCAGUCAGAGGGCUGUGACGUGGCAGUGACUCAGCAUGGGCGUCAGUCUACAGGGGAACAGCACGGGCAGGAAGAGCACGGGCACGGGAGUGUUGGGCUCACCACGUAUCCUAUGACUCCCAUUGGCGUUAUCCGCUCCUGCUUCUCUGCCAGGAACGGCACGCCACGUCAGCCGCUGCUCGUGCCAGCAGCGCGGGCCUAUCUGGAGCUGCCACGUGGAGGGGUGGCGCCGGCAGCACUGCAGGGAUUGGAGGGGUACUCGCACUGCUGGCUGCUCUACGUCUUCCACGCCAACACGGACAUUCAGCGUCUCUGGUCCGACCCCCACUACCGCAAGUUCCGUGCCAAGGUUCGAGUGCCGAGGCUGCAGGGGGGUAAGCUGGGAGCGCUGGCGACGCGCACACCGCACCGCCCAGUGCCCAUCGGGCUGAGCAUCGCCAAGGUGGAGCGUGUGGAGGGGCGGCGGGUGUUUCUGUCAGGUGCUGACUUGGUCGAUGGCACGCCCAUGUUGGAUAUCAAGCCUUAUCUGCCCUACUCGGACGCCUUGCCAUCUGCCACGGUGCCACGUUGGGUGGAGCCAUCAGGAGAGGGCGAUGGCAUGCACAUGGCAUCUGUCACCUUCCAUCCCGCCGUCUCCAUCCACUUCCUUCUCCCCUUCCCAACCCCUCCCCCAUCUCCCACCACUCCCCCCCAUUCUCCCCACCAGCCAUCAGGAGAGGGCGAUGGCAUGCACAUGGCAUCUGUCACCUUCCAUUCCGCCGUCUCCACACAGCUUCAAGAUGCGUGGUCGUCGCAGGUGCGCCUUGUUGUGCGGCUUUUUCUUCUGUCGCGUUUCUUCUCCUUCUCUUUCCCUUCUCCCCCUUCCCCCCUUCUCUCCCGCUCAUUCUCUCCCCCUUCCCCCCUUCUCUCCCGCUCAUUCUCUCCCCCUUCCCCCCUUCUCUCCCGCUCAUUCUCUCCCCCUUUCCCACCUCUCCCGUUCCUAAACUCUGCCUUCCGUAGACAUGGCGUAUCACCUGCUGUACCGGUGUGCUGCUCCGCGAACCCGCACACCGGCCCGUCCACGUCAGCACCUACCACGUCGGCAUCAACCAUGACAUCUGACGGCGGAGAAGCGGCUGCGUUCCGGCAGAUGAGUCCAGAGGAGCAUUGGUGGUGGGGCACCCCUGAAUACCUCAUGGGUAACUGGCACGGCCAAUGGCGAUCUUGGAAGCCGAUGCAAUCAACGGACGAGAUCAGAUCCAUGAAGUCUGUGCGGAAAUUGUGGGCCACGUCACCAGACCUCACCAGCUUCGCCCACAUGCGUUUCGCCUCCCAGCGCCUCGCCUCCUCCCCCUUCUCUGCUCUGCCCUUGUUCUCUCCUUGUUUCCCGCCUCUCUCCCGCCUCUCUGCCGCCACUCCUGCGCGGCACCACUACCUCAACUCAUCUUAUACUCUCACCCCCACCACCCCUUCCCCUCCCCUCCUCUCCCCUCCUCUCCCCUUCCCUCCCCUCCCCUCCUCUCCCCCCCCCCCUCCCAUCCCGGCUCCUCCCCUCCUAUCUCCGCCCCUACCCUCCCGUCCCUGCCCCUCCCCUCCCAUCCCCGCCCCUCCCCUCCCAUCCCCACCCCUCCCAUCUCCGCCCCUCCCAUCCCCUCCCCACACCUCCCAUACCCACCCCUCCCAUCUCCGCCCCUCCCAUCCCCUCCCCUCACCUCCCAUCCCCUCCCCUCCCAUCUCGACGCUCCCUCAGAACGACUGGUACGACCGCCAGGGCGACGUUUCCCCGCAGGCCACCAACGUGGGCGUGCAAUGGGACAUGUCACUCGCGGAGCACAGCCUGCCAGACGGCUUCUGCCACGUGGCAGCCCGCAACUCGCGCCGCUUCACCGUCAGCAGGAAGGCGGACGGGAUUUGGACGCCUCUGGAGGUGGCAGAUGGGGCGGGCGGCAUCAAGCUUCCGUUUUUGGUGGAAUUCUUCUUCUCGCACUCCCCCACGUCUCGUCUCGGCACCAUGGUUGGAUUCGAGUCCGACGGAGCUUUCCGGGUAUCAGUGGUGGUUGAGGAGUCGCUAGACACCAACGAACGCCGCCCCACGGACUGGGUCUGGCCCACGUGGGGCCCGGGCGGCGUCCCGUCCCAUCUGCCCGACCACCUGCCGCCCCUUCCGGCACUAAAUGACAAAACAGUGGUGGGAACUCGCACCACUCUGACUCGCAACCUGAUGGUUCAGGAGCGGGAGAACGUGUCCUGGGCGGAAGAAUGGAGCCCUAACAGCUCUGCCGCUUCUGCAGCCAUUGCAACAGCAGCAGCAGCGGGAAAUAAUGGUGAAGCAUCCUCAGCUGGAGGAGGUGCACCAGAAGCAACAACAGCAGCGGCAGCGGCUGGGUUCAUGGGCCGAGUGCCACAAGGCGAUGAGGAGCGGUAUGCGGUGUUUGCUCUGCCCCACGGGGUGGUGGUGUGCGCCCCGCGCUCGCUACAGCUGGUGGCAGGGAGGCCGUUUGUGCUGUCGGUGUCGUGGUUGGUGGGAGAGGUGGGCGAGGGGGUUGCGGGUGCAGGGGAGGUGAAGCGGAUCACUGCCUCUUGGGGGGCUGACGGGGGCUUUGAGCGGGUAGAGGGGGAGUGGUACAGGAGAGAGGCAUGA